Oncorhynchus keta (chum salmon) is the source of this 3834-nucleotide messenger RNA. It is a transcript of the gene tmprss15, whose product is annotated as transmembrane serine protease 15. Gene Ontology annotation, biological process: proteolysis. Gene Ontology annotation, molecular function: protein binding; serine-type endopeptidase activity. The record is from RefSeq and is a predicted model, not a curated record. Gene Ontology annotation, cellular component: membrane. The transcript has 25 exons. Lineage: Eukaryota; Metazoa; Chordata; Actinopteri; Salmoniformes; Salmonidae. Bases 240 to 3407 code for a protein of 1055 amino acids.
UAAAGGGCCAAGCUCUUAUGAAUAAGUCGCCCUUCAGAGAAAUUCUCCUCGGCGGAGAGUCAAAGAAGCAGGCUGUAGAUACAACAGAAAACGUAGGGCGUAGUUGGAGACUCACUCCGCAGUGCAGAAUCCUAUGAUAGUUCAUGACGGAGAAAGUGAUUGAAUCCCAGGGAAUUCUGUGUGAGGUGUCAGCUGAAGGACAAGAAGACCGUGUGAGUGUGUGAGGACGUCAGGGAGCCAUGUGGCGUGGGAAGCGACGUUGGUCGUCCACGGAGGUGCUGCUGAGUGUCCUGUGUCUGACCCUGCUGGCGGUGUGUGUCAGUCUCAUCAUCAUCACCUGGCUCGCCAUGCAGACUGACCUGGACCAGUGUGGUCUUGGUGGGACUGAGUCUGUGUUCAGUGGGAGGCUGGUCAUUACGAGGGGGGCUGUGUUUACUGAGAAGCUGAGAAACAGGAGCAGUCUGCAGUUCAAGUCCCUGGCCUUCGACACAGAGCAUCUGAUAUCUGACGCUUACGGCCGUGGCUCCCUCAAUAAUGACUUCAAGGCCUGUGAAGUUUUAGAAUUCAGCAAUGGCAGUGUGGUGGUGAACUUUGACCUGCAGUUUCGUCAGAGUGUGGAGGUGAAGGAGGCGGAGCAGCAGCUGGUGGCUGGGCUUCAGAGCACUGGGGGCCUGGUGGUUAACCAAAAUAGCAUCCAGGUCAGAGUGAAAGAGGACCUAACUACAUACCAGCCGACCUCUUCAACCAAAUGGACCACUACACCUCAUCUUUCCACUACAUCUUCUUCAGGGAAAUGCCCACCUUAUCAUAUGGCCUGUGGGGACGGCACUACAUGUGUGGCCACCAUGCAGUUUUGUGAUGGAGUAGACAAUUGUCCUGAUGGCUCAGAUGAAAACCAUACUCUCUGUGCAACAAAGUGCGAUGGCCAAUUCCUUCUUCUUGGUCCUACGGGCUCCUUCCAUUCUGAAAACUUCCCUCUCCCCUACAACAAUGGCAUGAUUUGCCGCUGGGUCAUACGAGUUCAGAAAGGACUGGCUAUAAAGAUGAAUUUCCACUCAUUCGACACAGAAGAAGAGAUUGAUACUCUCAGUCUGUAUGAGGGCACAGGACAGGGGAAAAAUCUGACAUACCUGCUGUCAGGCCGUUCCCCAGGCACUGUGUGGCUGCUGUCUGACAAGGCCACUGUUGAGUUCUCUUCUGACGAUUACAACAAUUUCCACGGAUUUAACGCCACCUACUCAGCAGAAGACAUCAGCAACCUCUCUAAUGAAGAGAGGCUGAGCUGCUCCUUUGAGGAGGGCCUGUGUUUCUGGAGGCAGGAGCCUGAGGAUGAAGGGGACUGGAUACGCACCAAUACCCCAACAUUCCCCCCUUUCACAGGCCCAAACUUUGAUCAUACAUUUGGUAACCAAUCAGCAGGCUACUACAUUGUCACACCGGGAAGCCCUGGCCAGUGGGAGAAGAACUUCAAGAUCCGCAGCCUCCGAUUAGCUCAUUCAAAAGAACCAAUGUGUCUGAAGUUCUGGUACCACAUGUAUGGAGAGAAUGUGCAUCGGCUGAGGGUGUUGGUAGAGAGACGGUCAACUUCUUUGGUCAGAGAAGCUUUAGUCAUUGUGGUCUUCCAGAAGGAGGGGAACUAUGGAGAUAACUGGAACUUUGGCCAGGUCACCCUGAACAGCCCAGCUGAUGCGACGGUGGUUUUUGAGGCUCAGAAGAAGGGGGGUAUGAAGAAUGACAUCGCCCUGGAUGACAUUAGUCUGACAAAUGGUCCCUGUGGGGCCGACCCACCAGACCCAACAGUGGUUCCCACCCCUACAACACCACCUCCAAUACCUUCUGACUGUGGAGGACCUUUUGACCUCUGGGAACCCAACUCUACAUUCAGCUCCCCCAACUACCCACACUCCUAUGGAAACAAGGCUUCUUGUUUGUGGACUCUUCAUGCCAGGGAAGGAUGGAACAUCCUGCUUCACUUCCUGGAUUUUGACGUUGAGUCGACCUAUGACAUGGUGGAGGUGCGGGAUGGGGCGGGGCCACAGUCUGAACUGCUGGGUGUCUUCACUGGUACUGAUGCUACCUUUCCAGAUGUGAUCUCCACAGCCAAUCAGAUCACAGUGUUAUUCUUUACGGACAGUACAGGGUACGGCAGAGGGUUCCGUGCCAACUUCACAUCUGGAUUAGCACUGGGCAUGCCAAAGCCUUGUGUCACUGGGCAAUAUCGGUGUCAGUCUGGAGAAUGUAUCUCCAAUGCCAGUGUGUGUAACGGCCAACCAGACUGCGCUGACUCCUCAGACGAAGCUGACUGUGUGCAUCAGGUAUCAGUGGACAGGACGAGUGUCAGACAUCUGCAGCUCCAGGUCCAGACCACCCGGUACACAACCUGUGGUCAACACUGGAACUCUCAGCUCUCCCACUUCAUGUGUCGUUACCUGGGCUACAGAUCAGGAAGUGCCCUCCUCAUACCAUCCACAGAGAAAGACUCUCCCUUCACCACCGUGAGUGUGGCAGCCAACGGUACCCUGGACCUGACCCCCAGUGAAAAAUGUACGGGUGAAAAGGUUAUAUCUUUGGAAUGUGACAACCAACCGUGUGGCGUCCGUAUGGUCUCCCAGAAGAUGGAUCGAAGUGGGUCCACUGAACGAAGGAGGGAGGAGAAAGGAGAGGAGGAGUCGGAGGAGGGUGGAACUGUCAGAGUGGUGGGAGGGACAGACUCUCGUAAGGGGGCGUGGCCAUGGAUGGUGUCGCUGUACUUUAGGGGCCGCCAUGUGUGUGGAGCUACUCUGAUUGACAACGAGUGGUUGGUCACCGCUGCACACUGCGUUUAUGGGAAAAAUAUUCACCUUUCCAACUGGGAGGCAGUUUUGGGCCUUCACUCCCAGGACAGUGUAGAUGUCCUCCCAUCACAGACCCGAAAGGUCGACCACAUCAUCAUGAACAAACACUACAACAGAAGGACCAAGGAUGCUGACAUCGCAAUGAUGCACCUUCAAACAAACGUCAACUUCACAGAUAACAUUCAACCCAUCUGUCUGCCAGGAAGUGACCAGCAGUUUGAGGCUGGGAUGAAGUGUUUCAUUACAGGCUGGGGAGCAGAAGUAGAGCAAGGCACAUCAGCUAAUGUGCUGCAGCAGGCAGUGCUGCCCCUGGUGAGCCGCUCUGAGUGUCAGAAGCUGCUACCUGAGUACAACAUUACAGCAAGGAUGGUGUGUGCCGGCUACUCUGAGGGGGGAGUGGACUCCUGCCAGGGGGACUCUGGAGGUCCUCUCAUGUGUGAGGAGGAUGGCCACUGGGUGCAGGUUGGCGUGAUUUCUUUUGGUGUGGGGUGUGGCCGCCCGCAGCGCCCUGGUGUGUACGCCCUGGUCUCCCAGUUCACUGACUGGGUCGUCCAGACCAGACGGCUCUCCUGACACGGGGGACACUGGGAUUACAGGCUCCAGGGAAACAGAAUAUUCAGUCCUGAAUUAGGAUCAUAUGCAGUCUUGGUUACUAAAUCAAUCAAUGUGUUUGAAUAAGUACAAUGGUGUAACACAGAUUUACAGGGAUAUUCAAAAUAUGUACAAAUAAUUGUUUGCAUUUCUAUGCUAUCUUAUACUUAUAAAAAUCAGUUGUUGUACCUACAACACAAAUGAGACUUCCCAUGGCUGGUCCUGAAGAAGAAAUGAAAUGUUGUGAAAUAAUGACACAAGAUGGCAGUAUCUUGCGUAUUAUGCUUUGGAGAUGAUGUGUUUUUUUUCACACCACAAUGCCUUGUGAAUUACAGUGAUGUUGUAUGCAUUUGAUCUUAACACUAGAGACAAACCUUCUUACUGUCAAUAAAUGUUUACAUGUUUCCUA